Messenger RNA from Cimex lectularius (bed bug), 2483 nucleotides. RefSeq lists its product as uncharacterized. The coding region runs from base 130 to 2454 and encodes 774 amino acids. Gene Ontology annotation, molecular function: protein serine/threonine phosphatase activity; calcium ion binding. NCBI's taxonomy places the organism in Eukaryota, Metazoa, Arthropoda, Insecta, Hemiptera, Cimicidae. The record is from RefSeq and is a predicted model, not a curated record. The transcript has 17 exons. Gene Ontology annotation, cellular component: nucleus; cytoplasm.
GGAAAACUGUUUACUUAAAAUAUCAUAAAACAUUUGAUUUAAUUUUAAUUCACAUAUGUAUAAUUCAGAAAUACAUAAAGAGCCAAAUUACUUUAUUUUUCUAAAAUCGCCAAGAAUCCAAAUUUCAGUAUGCUUCAACAAGAAGACGCAGUGACGGUCAUCAUAGGUUGCUUGGUAGAAAAAGCCUGGCUAAUUGCCUUUCAACCCGAAAAAGGCUAUCAUUUACCAUACUUCCAGGGAAAAUGUUCAACUUGGACAAAUGCUGCAAGCGAUGGAUGUAAAAUGAUCACAGGCCAAGAUUUACCACAGCCCACGUUAUGGAAAAUAAUAAGAGUCUGGCAAUCCGAUUCAUUACCGUAUCUAACAAAUGCAAUAUUCAGAUUAAACCUAACCAGUGACAUGAAAAGCAAAACUUCUUUAACCCAAAAGCAUUUUAGAAAUAAUAGAAGAGUAAAGUACUUUUGGUUGAGUGUAGAGGAAAUAGGAAUUUUGGUAAAUGAAAAUGAGUUUUGUGGAGAAAUAUUUUGUUAUAUUUCAACGCCAGUCGAUAAGGAGCCCGAUAUGCAAAUGAUAUUAGAAAUUCAGCAAUCAAGUAUUAAUAAUGAUACGCUGGUUGAAAUUGACAAAUAUUCCAUUAUUGUCAACAUUAUGAAUAUGCAAAAUCUGAAAGAUACGCUUUUAGCUGGAUUAAGAUUAAAAGAAAAAGAUCAAAUUUACCUUUACCAGGAAUAUUUAAAAACCACAUUUCCAUUUCUUUUUAUGGGUGUACAUUCCCUCAAAAGACUAUCCUCCAGAAUUGGAAUCGAUCCAAACAUGGCACCAGAUUUGUUAAGGGCGGCAGAUAGUAGAGACAGAAAGUGCAUCAAUUUCAGGGAACUAUUGCAUAUUAUUGCUGUACUUGAACCUAAAACAAUUCACACUGGGCUAGGUCUAGAGAGCAGGGUAUUGUUUGUAUUCAGAUAUUAUGAUAAAAAUAGUGAUGGUAUACUAGAGACAAAAGAUAUCAGAGAGAUUGUCGAGGCACUUCUACCUACAGCAAGUAAUGAUCAAAGUUUAACAACAGUUACAAGAAAUAUAGGUGGAGAAUACAGAUUUUUCACACUGACUAAUUUUCACAAACAUCUCAAAAAUAUUAAAUACAAAGAGUUCUACAAUGUUCUAGUUAACCCAAAAAGCAUUUGUGAAAUUAUAUCAUAUUUAAGAAAAAGAGCAUUGCAAUCUGCCAAUAACACAGAGCGAUUACCUGAACGGGCAGAUUCAUAUAAAAAUCUUGCUGUUUGUAAGGAUAAUAAAAUAGAUCCAGAUUAUGUCAUUUCAAAUACAUGCGUAUACGUUGGAAAAGGGGGUGUAUUGGGUGUUGAUGAUUUGUCAUCUAUGUCCAGCGCAUUUUAUAAGAGUAAAGAAGCUAAUGAUCUCACACUUAAUCGUUCAUCUUACACAAUGUUUGAUGCUUUACAGUCAUGCCAUGUUGUAUUGUCCUCGCUUAAAUAUUUUGCAAGUGACGAUCAUUCGGCAUUAAAACCUCCAUACAGCUGGCAACAGGAUAAAUUUGAGGAUUUUACUAUGGCAUUGAAAGAUGUUUGCUACAAACUUGUUGAUUUAAUGAAAAAAGAGCCCAGAAUGAUUGAAGUGAAUUCUCCAGUUUACAUCCUGGGUGACAUUCAUGGUAAUUACCAUGAUCUAUUUUCUUUUGAACAGUUUUUCUGGGGGUUGGGCAUUAAUUUGAGCCCGAUGUCUGUCCUAUUUCUCGGCGAUUAUGUCGACAGAGGAGAGUACAGUGUUGAAGUUGUUGGCUACCUCUUUGCGCAGAAGUUGCAGAAUUUUAGACGAGUUUUUCUAUUGAGAGGCAACCACGAAAUAAGAGAUGUACAAAAGAAUUUCACAUUUUACAGUGAAUGCUUAAGGAAAUUUGACAGAUUGGGGAAACAAAUGUGGGAAACAAUAAACAAUGUUUUUGAUUGCUUGCCUUUAGCCGCACGAAUAGACAACAAAAUUUUCUGUUGUCAUGGAGGAAUUCCACCACCAUGGCUUUGCCCGUCAAUUAAUAUGAUAAACAAAAUACCUUGUCCUUUAUCUAAAAUUAACGAAGAGAGCAUACUAGCUUGGGAACUACUUUGGAAUGACCCUCUAAAGGAAGGAGAAAAUGUCGAUAUGGAUACAAUCGAUUUCCAGCUAAGUAUGAACAACGGUUUCGCACCAAAUAUAAGAAGAGGAACGGGUCACGCUUUCAGUUAUGAAGCCCUCAUGAAUUUUAUGAAGAUAAAUAAUUUGACAUUUGUCAUUAGAGCACAUGAAUCACAGUAUACUGGGUUUCAGUUACAAUUUAACAAUAAAUUGAUUACGGUGUUUUCCUCAUCACACUACUUUCGAGAUAAUGAUGCCGCCUGCAUUUUAGCGCAGGACAGAACAUUAAGGUUGUUCAGAGUCAACACAAACAGUACUUUUCCAUAUUAAAAGUCACAAUAUACAAAUGAAAUUUAAAA